This is a messenger RNA of Orycteropus afer afer, 1467 nucleotides long. It is a transcript of the gene SDC3, whose product is annotated as syndecan 3. Lineage: Eukaryota; Metazoa; Chordata; Mammalia; Tubulidentata; Orycteropodidae. Gene Ontology annotation, biological process: cell migration. Gene Ontology annotation, cellular component: membrane; cell surface. The record is from RefSeq and is a predicted model, not a curated record.
AGUUCAGGUGCUCAGCGCUGGCGCAGUGAGAACUUUGAGAGGCCUGUGGACCUCGAGGGCUCCGGGGACGAUGACUCCUUCCCUGAUGAUGAACUGGAUGACCUGUACUCGGGGUCAGGCUCGGGCUACUUUGAGCAGGAGUCAGGCAUUGAGACAGCCAUGCGGUUCAGCCCGGACAUGGCCCUGGCAGUGUCCACCACGCCCGCUGUGCUGCCCACCACGGACAUCCAGCCGGUGGGCACCCCAUUUGAAGAGCUCCCCUCUGAGCACCCCACCCCAGAGCCAGCUACCAGCAUGCUGGUGGUGACAGAGGUCCUGGGAGAGCCUAGCCAGAGAGCCACCACCAUCGCCACUACCAUGGCUACCACUGCUGCCACGACUACAGGGGCCCCCACAGUGGCCACCGUGCCUGCCACGGUGGCCAUUGCUGCCCCCAGCACUCCUGCAGCACUUCCUUCCACGGCUACCACUGCUGUUGUAAGGACCACCGGUGUACGAAGACUUCUGCCACUUCCACUGACCACAGCAGCCACAGCCCAGGCCACCACCCCAGCGGCACCAUCACCUCCUACCACCAUGGCUGUCUUGGACACAGAGGCUCCAACGCCCAGGCUGGUCAGCACAGCUACCUCCAGGCCAAGAGCCCUUCCCAGACCAACGACCACCCAAGAGUCUGAUGUCCCCAAGAAGAGCACCCUGCCCCUGGGGACCAUUGCCCCUGAACCCACGGAUGUAGCUCAGACCCCCACUCCAGAUUCCUUUCUGACCACAAUCCGGGCUGAGCCAGAGGUGCCUGUGAGCGGGGGGCCCAGCGGGGACUUUGAGCUGCCAGAGGAAGAGACCACGCAGCCAGACACAGCCAAUGAGGUGGUGGCUGUGGGAGGGCCUGUGACCAAGCCCUCACCUCCACCUGGAGUGCUGCCCAAAGGUGCCCGCCCAGGCCCUGGCCUCCUGGACAAUGCCAUCGACUCGGGCAGCUCGGCUGCACAGCUGCCUCAGAAGAGCAUCCUGGAGCGGAAGGAGGUGCUCGUAGCCGUGAUUGUGGGCGGGGUGGUGGGUGCCCUCUUCGCCGCCUUCCUGGUCACACUGCUCAUCUACCGCAUGAAGAAGAAGGACGAGGGUAGCUACACGCUGGAGGAGCCCAAGCAGGCAAGCGUCACGUACCAGAAGCCUGACAAGCAGGAGGAGUUCUACGCCUAGUGGAGCCGCAGUGCCUGCCUGCAGCCUCAGCACCACCCUCCGCCCAGUCCCUACCUGGCCUCACUAGCCCAGGCCUGGGACUGGGCCCAGGAAGAGACCUGGCCCCAGUUCUUGUCUGCCCUCUCUCCUAAGGCCUGCGCAGGCUGCCAGCCUCACACAGCUCUUCCUCAAGGGGUGGGAGACACUGCCAUCUGCCCCAUACUGUGCCCUCACAAGCUCAUCUCCUGUCCCUACUGGCCCUGGGCUCAGGACUUCAAAUCAGCUGGA